This is a messenger RNA of Eutrema salsugineum, 567 nucleotides long. Its product is annotated as mitochondrial import inner membrane translocase subunit TIM10. Gene Ontology annotation, cellular component: mitochondrial inner membrane. Gene Ontology annotation, biological process: protein insertion into mitochondrial inner membrane. The record is from RefSeq and is a predicted model, not a curated record. NCBI's taxonomy places the organism in Eukaryota, Viridiplantae, Streptophyta, Magnoliopsida, Brassicales, Brassicaceae. Bases 94 to 351 code for a protein of 85 amino acids. The transcript is spliced from 6 exons.
CUAAUUUUAGCUGUCGAGCAGAAAAGAGAAGCUCGUCUUGUUUAUUCUUCUUCCUCUCGGUCAAUCCCAAAUUUUUGAGAAAGUAUUGCUAAAAUGGCUUCUACCAAUCCAUUUCCCGAGGGCAUUGCUAAGGAACAGGCUUUUAGUAUGGCACAAACGGAGAUGGAAUACCGUGUGGAACUCUUUAACAAGCUUGCACAAACAUGCUUUAAUAAAUGUGUGGAUAAAAGGUACAAGGAAGCUGAGUUAAACAUGGGCGAGAAUAGUUGCAUUGACCGUUGUGUUUCCAAGUACUGGCAGGUAAAUGGAAUGGUUGGACAGCUUCUAAGUGCUGGCAAGCCUCCCAUGUAAGCCAGUUUAAAGGCAAUCAUAGACCAAAAAACCUCAUGGAGAGACAAACAAAACUCUGUUCUUUCUUUUUCUAAAGUUUAAGGCAAUCUUGUUUUUAUUGUCAAGAAAGUUGCAAUCUUAUUUUUGGCGCUGAUUUGGACAAAUUAUUCAAUUCUCUGUGAACCCGUUAUUUCCAGACGGCUGAAACGAAAUAACAAAAUCAAAAAUCUCGAAACA